Blepharisma stoltei is the source of this 933-nucleotide messenger RNA. The record is from the annotation of a GenBank genome assembly. NCBI's taxonomy places the organism in Eukaryota, Ciliophora, Heterotrichea, Heterotrichida, Blepharismidae.
AUGGAAUCUCAAGAACCAAAAACUCCUGAUAUGACAUUUGUCGCCGUCGGAGACAUGAAUACCGGCAAAACAGCAAUGAUUCUAAAAUACACACACCGUAGUCUGCCAGAAACAUAUACACCUACGGUUUUAGAUAAUUAUUUAGCUGAAAUUGAAAUAAAAAGCCUACCAAUAACGAUAGAAUUAUGCGAUAUUGGAGGAGCUCAAAGACACCAGAAACUAAGAAUCCUCUCCUAUGCCAAGGCAAAAGUUUUCUUGCUUUGCUUUUCACUAGUCAAUCCAGGUUCAUUUUUAUCAGUAAGAAAUAAUUGGCAUCGAGAGAUCAAAUCUCAUUCGCCCAACACUCCAAUAAUUCUGGUUGGUACAAACAAAGAUCUAGUUGAUAAUCAAGAAGUAAGAGAAAAACUUAGCCGAACAAAUGAAUCCGUUGUGACUGAUGAGGAAGCAAAAAAACUUGCAGAUGAAUUGGGAUAUCAAGGAUAUUUACCCUGCUCCUCACAAUUAAAUAUGGAAUGUAUGAGUUAGGGGUACAGUCCCUAUACUUGUCCUAGUGAGGGGAAGUUCAUUCUUUCUGAAGGAAAUCAGCGUUGGGACUGCUCCGACAGCCCCAAGUGUACUUGAAUCACAUUCAAGAAACAAAGAGAGACUCGUCCGGGCCAUAGGCGUCUGUAACGGUUCGACGGUUAGGCCGAUUCCACCUACCGUUGUUCAGAGCUGUUCGCUAGUGGAUGGAAUUCAUGGAGGAAGAGCUUGUAUUGCUAGAUCCUAAGCUAAGUGGGGGUCGACAAAGAGUUAUCGUAAUCUUAAAUCUUACCCUGCUCCUCAAUUACUGGCGAGGGGAUACGGAGGGUAUUUGAUGAGGCUAUUAAGCUCGCAAUUUAUGAUAAAAUACAUGCAACAGGGAAGAAAAAAGAAAAAUGCAUAAUCUGGUAA